This is a messenger RNA of Antechinus flavipes (yellow-footed antechinus), 6389 nucleotides long. RefSeq names its product exocyst complex component 2 (gene EXOC2). The transcript has 29 exons. The record is from RefSeq and is a predicted model, not a curated record. Gene Ontology annotation, cellular component: exocyst. NCBI's taxonomy places the organism in Eukaryota, Metazoa, Chordata, Mammalia, Dasyuromorphia, Dasyuridae. Bases 264 to 3038 code for a protein of 924 amino acids. Gene Ontology annotation, biological process: exocytosis; Golgi to plasma membrane transport.
CGGAAGUGAAGAGUUUCGCGGAAGCUACUGUGUUGGCGACAGCGGCUGUGGCGGCGGCGGCCAAGAUUAGAGGCAUUUCAACAUUGCAUUUAUUUGCACAGAUAACUGGAUGGAUCCAGAAUCCCUAUAAUCAAAACCAGUUAGUUCUGAGCAUGUGGUCUUUCCAGUAUCCUGAAAGAUUUGGCAGGAGGAAAUAUAUGGGAUAGGAAGAACUCUGAACUCAAGGUCACUGUCUAUAACUUCAUCACUGGUUUCCUUACAGCAUGUCUCGAUCACGACAACCUCCACUUGUAACAGGAAUUUCUCCAAAUGAAGGUAUCUCAUGGACAAAGGUUACAAUUAGAGGAGAAAACUUGGGAACUGGGCCAACUGACCUGAUAGGUUUGACAAUUUGUGGACACAAUUGCCUCCUUACUGCAGAAUGGAUGUCUGCCAGUAAAAUAGUAUGUCGAGUGGGACAGGCCAAAAAUGACAAGGGUGACAUUAUUGUCACUACAAAAUCGGGAGGUAAAGGAACCUCUACAGUAUCUUUCAAGCUUCUCAAGCCAGAAAAGAUUGGUAUCUUGGAUCAGUCAGCUGUCUGGGUUGAUGAAAUGAAUUAUUAUGAUAUGCGCACUGACAGAAAUAAAGGAAUUCCUCCAUUGUCCUUACGUCCUGCUAAUCCUCUUGGCAUUGAGAUUGAAAAAGGCAGAUUUCCCCAAAAAGACUUGGAAACACUCUUCCAUGGAAUGAGUGCUGAUUUUACUAGUGAAAACUUCUCAGCUGCCUGGUAUCUGAUAGAGAACCAUUCAUCUACCAGCUUUGAGCAGCUCAAAAUGGCAGUCAGCAACCUGAAGAAACAAGCAAAUAAGAAAAAUGAAGGGAGUUUAGCAUAUGUGAAAGGCGGGCUUAGCACUUUUUUUGAGGCACAAGAUGCCCUCUCAGCUAUCCAUCAAAAACUGGAAGCAGAUGGAACUGAAAAAGUAGAAGGAUCUAUGACGCAAAAACUGGAGAAUGUUCUGAACAGGGCAAGUAAUACUGCUGAUACAUUGUUUCAAGAAGUCUUAGGCCGAAAGGACAAAGCAGAUUCUACCAGAAAUGCAUUAAAUGUUCUUCAGCGUUUUAAGUUUCUCUUCAAUCUUCCUCUAAAUAUUGAAAGGAAUAUUCAAAAGGGUGAUUAUGAUGUAGUCAUUAAUGACUAUGAAAAAGCCAAGUCGCUCUUUGGGAAAACGGAGGUGCAAGUUUUCAAGAAAUAUUAUGCUGAAGUAGAAACACGAAUUGAAGACUUAAGAGAACUACUACUGGACAAAUUGCUUGAGACUCCAUCUACUCUACAUGAUCAAAAACGUUAUAUAAGAUAUCUUUCCGACCUCCAUGCUGAUGGAGACCCUUCUUGGCAGUGUAUUGGAGCACAGCAUAAAUGGAUCCUUCAACUCAUGCACAGUUGCAAAGAGAGUUAUGUAAAAGACUUAAAAAGCAAUACAGCACUACAUAGUCCAAUGUUGGAGCUGGAUAAUGAUAUGCGCCCUUCUGCAAUGACUCAUCUUAGUCAAACGGCUUCGCUAAAAAGGGCCAGCAGUUUUCAAUCUGGUCGAGAUGAUACAUGGCGAUAUAAAGCUCCCCAUAGGGUGGCCUUUGUAGAAAAGUUGACCAAACUUGUUUUAAGUCAACUCCCUAAUUUCUGGAAGCUCUGGAUUUCCUAUGUAAAUGGAAGCCUUUUCAGUGAGACUGCUGAGAAAUCAGGACAAAUGGAAAGAUCAAAAAAUGCCAGGCAAAGACAGCAUGACUUCAAGAAAAUGAUUCAGGAAGUGAUGUACUCACUUGUUAAACUGAUCCGUGGAGCAUUACUUCCAUUCAGCCUAAAGGAAGGAGAACUAAGACAAUAUGGUGGAUGGGAGAUGAAGUCUGACCUCUCUGGUCAGUGGCUGACUCAUGUCAUCCAGACUGUAAGGCUUACUUAUGAAUCCUUGACUGCCCUUGAAAUACCCAAUGAUUUGUUACAAAACAUCCAGGAUCUUAUUCUGGAUCUACGAGUACGUUGUAUAAUGAUCACCUUGCAACACAGUGCUGAAGAUAUAAAAAGACUAGCUGAAAAGGAAGAUUGGAUUGUUGAUAAUGAAGGCCUGACAUCUUUACCAUCUCAGUUUGAACAAUGCAUUGUACAUUCCUUGCAGUCACUCAGAGGGGUUCUGGAAUGUAAACCUGGAGAAGCUAGUGUUUUUCAGCAGCCUAAAACACAGGAAGAGGUAUGCCAGCUAAGCAUCAAUAUCAUGCAGGUUUUUAUAUAUUGUCUUGAACAAUUGAGUACCAAGCCUGAUGGAGACAUAGAUACUACACACCUUUCAGUUGAUGUUUCCUCUCCUGAUUUAUUUGGAAGUAUCCAUGAGGAUUUCAGUUUGUCUUCAGAGCAGCGGCUUUUGAUAGUCCUAAGUAAUUGCUGUUACCUAGAACGUCACACUUUCUUAAAUAUAGCUGAACAUUUUGAAAAACACAACUUUCAAGGAAUAGAAAAAAUAACACAGGUUAGCAUGGCUUCAUUGAAAGAGUUAGAUCAAAGGCUAUUUGAAAAUUACAUUGAGUUGAAAGCAGAUCCUAUUGUUGGCUCCUUAGAACCUGGAAUUUAUGCAGGCUAUUUUGAUUGGAAAGACUGCUUGACUCCAACAGGUGUCAGGAAUUAUUUAAAAGAAGCAUUGGUUAAUAUAAUAGCUGUGCAUGCUGAGGUGUUCAACAUUUCUAAAGAAUUAGUGCCUCGUGUAUUGUCUAAAAUAGUGGAAGCCGUGUCUGAAGAAUUAAGUCGAUUGAUGCAGUGUGUUUCAUCUUUCAGCAAAAAUGGAGCUUUGCAGGCAAGGCUUGAAAUCUGUGCUUUGAGAGAUACAGUGGCCGUUUAUCUAACACCUGAAAGCAAAUCUAGUUUUAAACAAGCUUUGGAAGCCUUGCCUCAGCUCUCAAGUGGAGCAGAUAAAAAGUUACUUGAAGAACUCCUGAACAAGUUUAAAAGCAGGAUGCACUUGCAGCUUACCUGUUUCCAAUCUUCUCCCUCCCCUAUGUUGAAAACAUAGAUACACAUCAGAGAAUAGCCAAGUAAAGGGAAAGGGGCAAGAAACCUCCCUUUAAAGAUACUCAGUGUUAAAGUGUUUGGAUGGUUAAGUUUUUUUCUGAUUGACAGCUUAGUAAGAACCUGGCAUGUGGUAGGCUUUCAAACAAAAGGAAUCAUUUGAAAUGCCCAAGUAGUGUUUGCUUAGUCAUCUCUGUUGGUUUGGGUCCCAACAAAAUGUUAAAAAUAUCUUUUCAAAAUAGAUUUUUCCUAGCCAUGUGUUGGAUAAAGAAUAUUGGAUGAAUUAUCUUUUUAGUGAGUGUACUAUUUAAAUGAAAUGAACUGUAGGUUCGCUCUAUAUUUUUCAGUGUCUCCUUUACAAAACUUUGAGCAUCCAGAACUUUGAUAAGAAGAAAAGAAAUUGGGCAAGUUACAUUUAAACACUUUAAAACGUUCAAUCAUCCUAAACUACCCAGCUGCACUUGUAAACUUUAUUUCAUACAGAUGGCUCUACAACAUAAUUCAAGUAUGUUUUAGCAGAGAUUGUGGGCUGCAUAAAAAUUGUCACAUUUUGAAUAUAUUUCAUAUCAUUGUCUGUAGUCCAAAAUACUCAUGAAUAUAAUUAGCAUUUUAUUGUCUGGUUUUUCUUUUUCAUUGUACUAAAGACUAGCUUCUUAUCACUGUCAUUUUCUCUUUCUGACUUUACUCUAAAACUGAAUUAUGUAUGUGUUCGUAGUCCCCGAGGACCUUAAUUAAUAGCUAACUGAAUCUCAGUGACCAAGUAUGUGGCACUUUAAUAUCUAUAGGAACUUCCUUGAACCUUUUCUCUCUUCAAGAUUGCUGAAAAUUGCUUUCUUCCUAAAGAACACAGAAGAGCUCACAUAACCAAGGCCAUAUGCUACUGCCAUUGGUUGGCCUUUAUUCAUGUUCUUUGUUUCUCUUUUUCACAGCACUUAGUUUAUUCUUUGCCGCAUCACUGAUCCCUUGCACUAUCUCAACCUCAGUGGCAAGAUGAGUGCUUGCUUGGUACUCUGGGUUUCUGUGGAUUCAAAGUAAAUCCAUCAGUUUCAGAAUGGUAAAAGUUGUGAAUGAUGAUUUGUACCAAUUGUCCCACAUUCAGUGCUGACUGAAUAGAUUACAGGAAAAAGGUCACAGUGACCCAGAGAAGUGACGAACUAAUUCUGAGUAAGCUCUGACCUUUAGCCUACCUAAUGUUAUAUGAAAACUUACUUCAAAAUAUUUCAGUAACUUCUAUCUGUAUGUAGUAAAUUUAUCAAGAUUUUCAAAAACCUCAACAGAAGCUGCAGGAAUAUUUUUUAAGUGCUGAACAUUAUCCAUGUCUUGAAUAGUACUAAUAGAAUUAAAGCCCAGCUGCCUAUAUAACAUCAUUAAUUAUAUGAAACAGGUAAAUGUCAUUGUAUUUGUUCAUUUAGUAUUUGUGGAGAAACAACUGUAAUAACUGGAACUGAAAGUUUGAUCCUUUAGAAAUGUGGCUUAUAAGGCAUAUUAAGCAAUUAUAGGGAACAUUUUCACUAUUCUUUGUAUGUACCCUACUGUGGCUUUGAAUUAAAUUUCAAAAAUGUAAUCCCAGAUGUUCCUGUUAUUUUAAUUGACAAGCACAGUUCACUGAACCUAUAAAACAACUAUCUUUAAUAUAAAGUUAUGUUUAUUUUUUCUCCUAAAUUUCCUUCUGCAUGUGCAAAGUAAAGCAUAUAACUUUUGAUGAAUUUAAAUCUAUGUUCCUAUAUAUAUUUUACUAAAAGCUCAUCUCAUCAUGGCAUAGAAAUUAAUCUGGGUUUUUAAGGUUAGUGCUGUUGAAACAGGAGUUCUUGUGGGUUAUACUGACCCCCAAAAACAUCUUGAAAUGUAUGAUCUCUUUUUGUCAUUCAAGGACCAAUCUAAGUGAAAUUCCAAGAGGCUUAUCACUAGUACACUAGUCAUCAGUUGAUUAAUUUUUUUGACCAAAGCAACUUGAGAAAUAAUGAGCUAUGGAAUAUGUCUAUAUGUGAUAAAUAUUUAGGUUUUUUUAAGACAUAUGUGGCCAUACAUCAUCAGGUACUUUACUCAUUGAGAUGCCAAUUUGAGUAAUUGAGCAAUCCCUAUUCUCUGUCCUCCUGAAUCUGACAAACCAAACAAACACUGAAAGGACAACCAUCUAAAGGCAAUAGGAUAACAUUUGACUAAGAGCACUACACUUUGAGUCAGAAGGCCUAGGUUAAAUUCUGAUUCUGUUACUAGCUCAUGUGACCAUGAGAUUUUCUCACCCUAUCUUCUUGUUCUUUUUCACUGGAUUUUCACACUCCAUAUGUCUCUUUGUUUAGGUAUUCCUAAGGCUGUGUGCUGUAUUCAUUUUUCUUUUCUCCACUCACUCUCUCCUUAGAUAAUCUUGUCUGUUCCCAUGAGUUCUUUUGUCACAUGCAAAUGACUCCCAGAGCUAAAUAUCCUAAACCCUAGUUAGGCAUCUCUGUCAAUCUGUCUGUCCUUUUAGGUAUGUGUCCCAAACUGAACUUGCUAUCUUCUCUCUUCAACUAAUUGUUCCUCCUUACUCCCUUUAUUCUUGUUGAGAAUACUAUCUUCCCCAGUCAUCCAGGUUCAAAUCUACAGGUAGUCUGACUCUUCCUUCUCCCUUAUCCUCCAUACCUAACCAGUUAUUCCAUCCUGAUGAGUCUGUCUCUACGAUAUCUCUUUCUUCAGUCUCCUCUUUACUCACAUCACUUAGACAGUUAUUCAUUAUGUUGUCCUUUCUAGUUUCAUGUCAUUUGCAAAUCUGAUAAAUUUAUUCUCCAUUAUCUCUUCCAUGCUAUUGAUAGAAGUGCUAACAUUUCUUUGUGACUCUUUACUAGAGAUCUGAGAUCUCCCUUCAGUUUGACAACAAUAUAGUAUUGAUUAUUCUUUGGAUUUGAUAAUUUACUUAUUUCUUAAUCCACUGUGAUCUUCCAGGCCAUGUUUCUCUGUCUUGUUCACAAGAACAUGAGACUGUCAAAUGUUUGCUUGUAUAGAGAUUUUUUUAUUUGUGGGGGUGGGUGGGUGUACACGUGUAUGAGGAUAUGUGCAUGCACAUAUAUGUUUGAUUUCCUAUCCUGCCUGCUUGCAACUUGUGCCACGUAAUCAUAUAGAAUGUAAUAUAGUAAUAAAUAUUAUAGAAUAUAAUAGAAUAAAUUGUUACAUGAGGCAAGUGAGACUGUAGUUACCUAAACCCCUAAAGUCUCUCUAGUUAGAAGUAAAAAUAGACAUUUUCUUAUACUCUUCGAGUUUUAACUCUGAGCUAUACCUCAGCAGAACUUUUGACUGUAUUUAACUCAAUGUUUUUAAUGAUUAUACAUCAAAAAGAACAUGCUAGUAUUUUAAAAUAAAAAAUAAACAAUACCAUGAAGAA